Cylindrotheca closterium is the source of this 5016-nucleotide messenger RNA. The record is from the annotation of a GenBank genome assembly. Lineage: Eukaryota; Bacillariophyta; Bacillariophyceae; Bacillariales; Bacillariaceae.
AUGGGCCGUCCGAAAGGAAGUAAGAACAAAAAAAGCAACCAUAAGGCUGGAGGCGACCGGAAGUCAAAGAAAUUCCAAACUGCAAAGGAGGAGAAAGCUAAGAGACGCCAUGAGUACUUCCUCUCACGGCGACAUCAAAAUGAUCCAUCCUCUGCGAAGUCACCACACCCUAUGGAGGAAGCGAUUUUCAAGAUUUCAAAAGAACUGAUGGCAGAGGUCCUUGACCACCCGUCAAUGCCAAAAGGAAAAUUUGUCCCAAACCAAGGCACUGUUGAUUUUACAAGUGGGAAUGCUUGGGAAGUGAAAUAUGACGAGGAUGAUGAUGACAGGUCUGCAAAUGGAAUUGGGGACUACGGAAUUGGUGCAUCAAGUGAUGAUGACAAAUCAUCAGCUUCAUCAACAAGGUAUCGCCAGUCGUACACGCCAAGCCAAGGGACGCCUUUGUACAACUACUUAAUGGAAGUACAAGGCAAAAUUAUUGACGACGAAAACUGUCAACAACAAAAGUUCAUCCAUCCAAGUAAAUCACCGCUGGCAUCCGGUCUGGGGAAAUCUCCCAAUCCAAGCAACUUCUACAAAGAUGUUGUGGUUCGAGUAUGGAUACCAGAUGCACAGUUCAAGGGCCUGCACUACAAAUACAAGUGCCCAAGUUGCCAAUCGGAUUCAAUCAACACAAAACAUCAGGGAAGUUGGCGCCCCGCAAUUGCAAAUGGGGAUAUCCAUUGGGUCUUUUUUUUCCGAUGUCGAUGCUCAAAUAAGGCUUGUAAGAAUAAGACUUUUUCUACAAUCAGCCAAGAUUUUUUAAAUGAUCUACCUUCAUGCAUUUUGGAUGAAUUUGAAUAUCUGUUUCCACCAAAAGGCGUAGGCAUUUUGACUGACAUGCUACGAUCACUAUCAAUUCAAACAAGUAACCAUAUUCUGUUUGGCGCUUGGACAAAUCAAGUGAACAAUAUCAUUUGGCAAAAAUACUAUAGGCGAUCAAACCAAUACUAUGAAUUACUGAAGGACUGGCUAAAUAAGUGGCCUUCAGUAUCAGAUCAUACUGGGCUCUGUCCAUUGCAUGCCACUUGUUAUGACGGUGCCCCAAUUGAGCCAUAUUCUGCAUUUGGUGCUUCUGGAUAUCACAAUGGCAUACUAAUGACAGUGGGCCAAGCUAGGACCCUGUUCGAAAUUUUAGAAGGAGGCAAACGGUUCUGUUACAAUCAGAACUCGUUUGCAGCAUGGCAUGACGACGGUUUGCGAGCUGACGACACAUUCAAAAUAUGCAAAAAAGUCCAUGUUACAACCAAAGGCAAACAAAGAGUGCAGGCCAUGUCAUCUGUACUAACAUUGCUUUCAAAGAGUGGGAAGAUUGUUGGCUCAACCUGGAAGAUGGGAAUGUCUCACGAAGUAAACAGAAGCAUACUUCAAGGUAUCAAAGCUGCGCGCAACUAUGUUUGUGCACCGGAAUUAAAAAUGUUGCAAACUGACAAUCCGACAGGUGAAGAAAGACCCUUCUAUGAAGUUUUCCCAUCACUGCAUGAUGGAACCGAUAGAUCUCGCUCCCUCCCUGCAAUUGCAGUACCUAAAAGAGAAAUCCGUGUCUUUGAAACAACUGCUGCGGCGGAUGGCUUCUUUUAUUCCAUCAUUGAAUUAUUCACUGAUAGUCAUGACAUCCACUAUGGUCUUGAUACAGAGUUUGAAAUCCCAAUGCCGCAGGAGUUGACAGUUUUGUCUUUAUCCUUUCCUAAGUAUCUUGGUGUAUCUGCCAACUUGCCAACUGCCAUCAUCCUACAUUUGUAUAAAAUGAGAGGAUUCCCUGAGUCGCUCAGGCGCAUCCUGCAAAAAAAGAAUAUGGUGCCAAUGGGGCGUCAGAUUGGAGGUGACUGCAGUAAACUUGAAGAGCAAUAUAGUAUCACUAUAGAGAGACGAGUUGAGCUUGGAAGUCUAUGUAAAAGCGACCGUCCAGAACUAACUAUGAAGGCUGGUGGACUGAAGUUGAAGAGCUUGAUGAAAGAAUAUUUACGGUCAACGUAUCCUAUGGACAAAUCGAAUGCUCAAACUACUAGUUACGCUAGAACAUUGACAGACGAAGAUAUUCAAUACUGUGCUCUAGAUGCUCUUGUGUCCCACAUGGUUGGCCAUCUAGCUAUGGAAUCUCUGGCAAGGAAACCACUAUGCGCCAAAGGUACACACACUUUAAUAGAUGUGGGAAGCCGGUGUACUGUUACCUUUCGCAAUCGUGAUAUUGCAAAAGGAACAAUAGAAUUUGUUGGAACAAGAGGGGAACAAAGACGAUGGAAUGGGAGAACAAUUGGGCGUUGUGACUGUCUAGUUUUGGUGGAAAAUGUAAUGGAUGAGAGCCAUUCACCAAACCGACGACAUGAAUCAUGGCCAGAUGAUGCACUUACUCUGAAGGAUUUGGCUAAUAUUAAUGGGCCUCUAAAGUUGGUGGUUGGAACAAAACAGAUCCGAGUGAUUGAUGGUGAAAAGGAGGAUCGCGAUUUGCUGCCAUAUACCUUCUUGCAUAAAUUUGUCCAACAUGAUAAACAGUACUUCCAAUCGCUUGUGGAUAUGGCAACAGUACAUGGUGUCAGCAAUGAUGACACCAAGGAGGAACAGGAGGAAAAAGAAGAAAGUUUAGAUGAUCGUGAAGGAGAUGAUGGUACCGAGCAUGCACGGUACCAAGGACUUACAAGAUCACAGCGUGACAUCUUUCAUCAGCUGCACAAGUUACCACUGAAAAAGAACUGUGAAGCAACUGCUUUUUUUUAUCAGAUGAUACUUGCAGCAACCUGGAUUAACAAUCAAGAAGAUUACUCCAACGUUGUGACUGCACUUCAAAGCAAUCACAAUGUUGAGGACGUUGCAGCUCACGAGUUCUUCAAUAGGGGAUAUUGGAGGCAGCGUGUGCGACGACUUACCCCAACCCCAGAAAACCAUGCUGGCAAUCUGGAGAAGGUAAAAAGAUUUGUGUCGUCUGACAAUCGCUUCAAGGAAUAUCGAACAGUUGAGCUUAUGAAAUGGUUUGAAAAAUUCAUUGAAAAUGCAAGGCAGGGGAUGUAUUACUUACCCGGGGAUAUGGACGUAUACCGAGUUGAACGAAUUGACAAAGACGGUCUGAAGGUAUAUGUUACCGACUGGGGUACUAACCUCAAUGAAACCCUGCAUCAAAAGUAUGCAGAUCUUGUUGGUCCCUACUCAGUAGGAAUGAAGAGCGCUGACCUUCUCCUUGUUCUUCGAUCCUUUCGAUUCAACGUAACAAUUGGAAUAGGAAGAUGUGGUGAGCCAGAUUUUGGAACAGAUCGACAUGACAUAAUUGACAAAACCCAACACUGGAUCUUACAUACGUUUGGAAUAUUACCUUGGCCAACACACAAGAACUUACUGGACUUUUUGCCGCCAAGUGACUCAACAGUGGUUGGGUUGCGACCGUUGAGAUUUGAUCCGAAUCAUGUGAGGUACUCAGAAACACCAGCAACCAAACUCUCAAACGAUCAUUAUUACCUCUCAAAAAAGCUUGGGCUUGCAAUUGCGCCUUUGCCAGUUUGUACAAAAGAUGAAUUCAUGUUGUACAACUCCGAGCUAAAAACAAUCUUUGAGCAGGGUCGCAAUCCAAACAUCAAUGAUUGGAAUGCAAUGGCCUGCAAAUUUUUACAAGAGGCAAUGAGUGAACAAAAACAAAUAUAUCCCAAGACGGUUGAUCAUCUCAAGAAGUACUUCACCUCAUGGAAGCACAACCAACGAAUUAAGCUGUUUGGUAAACAGCUCAAUUUAGCUUCCAACCCACUUAUGAAAACACUUCGAGAGCAAUCAACAACUAAGUCCCCAACCAUCCAAACUCAGAAUUUACCAAAGCAAGUGACACAUCUGUCACGGCCCUUAGAGGCAAUGCCGAACUAUGUGCCACCUGAUGGGGCACCGAAUCAAACAAAGCAUGUCAAGUUAGAAAUGAAACAAGAAUCAAGGAACACUGAAGACGAGCGCACUUAUGAAAUGCUGAUUAGUCUUACCAAAAAAGAACUAACUCGACAGAACAGAAGAUGCGCUUGGUAUCCAUAUUGCCAGUCUCGAGUGUGGCAUUGCUUGGGGUACAAGCAAUCAAGUUGUACUUUCAUUGGGAAGAUGCCACAGGAGGUAAAGGAAGAAUAUCGUAAAACGAUGGUAGAGAUGGAAGUAAAAAAGAAAAUCAAAUCAGAAAACACAAAAUUAAAGCGCAGAUACAAAGCAUUGAGACAAGCUGCAAAACCAAAUUCGGCUAAAGCAAAACGAAAAGACAUACCAGAAGUGAUGGAAAUUAUAGACAAUGGUGACAACAACGAGCAAGUGUGCCUUCCAAACAUGUAUUACAAGCUCAGAAACAUGUGCAAUAUAGUAGGCGAAUAUUCAAUGAAGGAUCUUGCAACAACAGGAAUGUGUGUGAGUGAUCAAGUGGUUGAUGGUUACAUUUCACUGAUAAUCAACGGAAUGCAUACCUAUAGGGGCAACAAUGAACUUGCAGGUGUUUCUUCAUCGAUCUUGUUGUAUAUGCGGCGACAAGGGUGGAAGGGUGUGAGGCAUCUCUUUGCAGAGGAAAAAAGAGUUCACUUUGUUCCCGCUUUCUUUGGCCAUUAUGCUUGUGGCCACUGGGCUGCAAUCAUCAUUGACAUGACUUGUGCUGACAAUGAAGAUGGGACACUUGUUUAUGUUGACAGCAUUCCAUCAAUGAGAACAACUAAUCAUACGGAAGUGAAGAAAUUGUUUACAAAUCCUGGUACACCAUAUGCAAAUACAAAACAAGUAUUGAUGAACUCGCCUGGUCAAGCCAUCUAUUCCAAUGAUUGCGGCAUGUUCAUGCUGGGAACGUUUGUGCGGUGGGCGUUUUGGACACCACAGGAUCACCUGGUGCCAAAAGAGAUUCAGUUGCAACAUGGAUUCACUCCUGCUCAAUAUGGAAUUGAAAUGAGAAAACAUGUUCAUAAAUCAUUGAGAGAUGGUCGAAUCAAUUUUGAAGACACUAUCCUUCAGUGCUUGUUACUGGUAGACAAUAACAAAUAA